Molecule: messenger RNA, 1185 nt
Organism: Beauveria bassiana ARSEF 2860
Lineage: Eukaryota; Fungi; Ascomycota; Sordariomycetes; Hypocreales; Cordycipitaceae
Product: HAD superfamily hydrolase
Exons: 3
Coding region: 1-1185 (394 amino acids)
Biological process (GO): glycerophospholipid biosynthetic process
Cellular component (GO): mitochondrion
Source: RefSeq, a predicted model, not a curated record
AUGGACGAAGCCUGGGCCAAGACUCACCAUGGCUUUGCGGAUAUUGCAUUUGCGUUUGACAUCGAUGGUGUGCUGUACAAGGGACAGCGAGGUAUUCCUGGUGCUAGAGAGAUGUUGCAGAAAAUUAGACAGCUUGGACUGCGCUACGUGUUUUUGACGAAUGGCGGAGGCGCGCAUGAGAAUGCCAAGGUAGCCUCGCUGGCGAAGCGGCUGGGCCUUGAGAAUCCUGACUACGUGCUGAAGGGCAGAGUGAUUCUGUCGCAUACGCCCAUGCGAGGCUGGGACGAGGAUGUUAAAAAGAACGGAACGGUGUUGGUGACGGCAUCGGAGCCUGAGACAGCAAGGCAGCUGGCCAGAGAAUAUGGAUUCGAGCGAGCAGUGACACCGGCAGAUCUGCUCGCUGCGAAUCCACACAUUUACCCAUUUGCUCACCUUCGCGACAGCCUCCACAAGAAAGUUUCGCCGCUACCAGACGGCAAGAGCGCUGCCGCCAUCACAGACCCGUACAGUCGUGAUAUACCGUCGAAUGCGCUCAAGAUUGACCAGAUUCUGGUGUGGAACGACCCGCGGGACUGGUCGCUCGACAUCCAAGUCAUCCACGACCUGCUCGUCUCGCACCGUGGCUAUCUCGGCACCAUCUCGACCAAGAACGGCGACAAGGCGCUCAUCGACGCCGGAUGGCAGCAGGACGGACAGCCGGACCUCUGGAUCUCGAACCUGGACCUGGUGUGGAAGACGGAAUACCCGGUGAACCGAUUCGGCACGGGGGCGUUUCUGGAGGCGCUCAAGGGCGUGUGGGCGGCGGUGACGGAGGGCGCGGCGCCGCUGCGGUAUGAGGCGCUGGGAAAGCCGUCGCGACACACGUACGAGUACGCGCACAAUCGGCUGCUGCAUGGAGAAGACGUGGCAGAGGGUGAGAGGAAGAGGCGGCGGCCGCUGCGCAGGGUGUACAUGGUCGGGGACAAUCCGGAGAGCGACAUUCGCGGGGCCAACGAGUUUACGCCGCCGGACGGCGCGCAGUGGGAGUCGAUCCUGGUGCGUACGGGCGUAUUUCAGCCUACAAAGGCGGAGCCGGAGCCGCGGUAUCAAGCGACGGUGGUGGUGGACGACGUGGUGGACGCGGUGGUGUGGGCACUGCGGAACGAGGGUGCGGAUGUGUCGAGGGAGUGGCUGCUGUCCAAGUGA